AUGCAGGAUGAAUCGGCCUGCCGCAUCACAGACAAGCUCCCGCUAAUCUCAAAGCGCCUCGCAAGAACCUGCGAAUACACUCAAGGCGAGAGCUCCCACAAGACGGCGGAUCAAAUGGCGCACAUUGACCAAACUCACAUUGAUGCCGUGAAAGCCUGUUCGCAACUGCCUAAGCAUACUUGCCAAAGGGUUACACAGAGGCACUACGACACAGAACAGCACCUGAUGCUCCCACAAUGCCGGCACCUGUCGGAAGCCUCCUGUCCAGCCUCAAACGAGGAAUUGGAUGAAGGAGUGUGGACCAUUGACCUCUCACUACCUGUCUCUCAAUCUUAUAGACUCACGUUCAAACAUGUCCUGUUUUCUUGA
Molecule: messenger RNA, 369 nt
Organism: Pelobates cultripes (western spadefoot toad)
Lineage: Eukaryota; Metazoa; Chordata; Amphibia; Anura; Pelobatidae
Source: the annotation of a GenBank genome assembly